UCCGACCACCUGUCACUCAUAAGACUAUGAAGCUUAUUUUAGUGCACUUGCUAGUUGUGUCAGGUUGUUUUUGGCACCUGAAGGUGAGACAAGAGUAAUGGCUGGACGUCUUCUCCUCCGAGCUUGUACAAGAACAUUGCAGCUGAGGAGCGGUGUGGUGGCUAGACCGCUACACCGUGCCAUGGUCACAGAGAGAGGAAUACCAACAGAUGAAGAACAAGCCACUGGACUGGAGCGACGUGCGCUGCAGGCGCUCAAACAGGGAAAGGACCCCUACAGUAUACUGAAGCCUCAGCAGUAUGCUGGUACCAAGGAAGACCCUCACAUUGUGCCAUGCAUUGGAACCAAGAGGAUUGUGGGCUGUCUGUGUGAGGAAGACAACACUGCUAUUGUGUGGUUCUGGCUUCAUGAGGGAGAAGCCCAGCGCUGCCCCUCCUGUGGCUCCCACUACAAGCUGGUCCACCAUGAGCUGCCCCAUUGAAACUAAAUGAAACGAGUUGUGUACAAAUGGGACAUUUCGUACAUAUUUGCUUCCUUCAACUGCCAAAUACUGCAGUGUGUGUACAUCAUUUGACAUGUACAUUAUUAAAAUGUGAACCUAGA
Messenger RNA from Monopterus albus (swamp eel), 603 nucleotides. It is a transcript of the gene cox5b2, whose product is annotated as cytochrome c oxidase subunit 5B2. The transcript has 4 exons. Gene Ontology annotation, cellular component: respiratory chain complex IV; mitochondrial envelope. The record is from RefSeq and is a predicted model, not a curated record. Gene Ontology annotation, biological process: mitochondrial electron transport, cytochrome c to oxygen. Bases 98 to 481 code for a protein of 127 amino acids. NCBI's taxonomy places the organism in Eukaryota, Metazoa, Chordata, Actinopteri, Synbranchiformes, Synbranchidae.